AAGCUUCAGCCAGGGGCGGGAAGGGGCGUGGAUGAGAGGCGGGGGAGCUGACAUCGAGGGAGGAGAAGGCACUUCCGUGUCUGGCUAGGGCGGGAAGGGGGAUGCUGAGGGCUGUAGGUGGGCAGAGUUGUGGCACACAAGGUCAGGGCCCAGCUGGCGGCGGCAGGAAGGAAUCCUGGAGGUCUGGCUCCUGGGCAGCUCUAAUCUCAGGGCAGAGCACUUCCUGUAGAGCAGGCCCAGACCCCACCCUAAACCAAACCCUGAGGACAGAGGCUGUGGUCCUGCCACCACCUUUUCCCUGGGCUGUGGAGACUUGGCAGUGGAGUCCUGGGGAGGGGGCUCGCCAUGGGACUUUGCAGACCCCAGCACAUCUCCCUGCAUGAUGCCCCUAGUCUCUCGUGCGUCAGCCCCCAUCCUACCACCUCCUUCCGCCGCGUGCACACGUUGCUUCCGUGGAGGCACUGGAACCCUUUGAUUCUCAGCUGCUGUCUGGGAGUGGACAGCGACGGCUGCACAAAGCUACACGCAGAUGUGCCCCUCCCCUGGAGCUGGACACCACUGGAGUAUGGACCACUCAGAUACGGCCACAGCGCUGCCGUCUAGGCUGGGGGAGCAGGGAAUGACCGCCUCCCAUCCUAACCUAGAACCUAGCCCCCGCGUGGCACCAUGUUCUUCUUCCCCGCAUCCUUGCCAGCCUUCGCUCCAGCCCACCCUCAGUCUCCCCACAUCCAAGGUUCUGAACCCAUUUUGACAUUUGACGCUUGGCUCAGCCCACCCCACCCCUUGCGUCUCCCCCCGCCGUCCGCAUUUCUCUUCCUUGAGGGGGCAGAUGUGGGGAGGCUGUGGAGUUAGGAGAGACAAUCAGAGUGGGGGAGGAGGCCUGCGGAGUCCGGCUAGGGCACAGGAAGGGCCGGGCUGUCCCACCGGGGAAGUGGGAGGGCGCCGAGGCGCCGGGAGGGAAGUGCCUGUUGCCCGGGGCUCAGAGCUAAUAGCCUAGCAGCCAGUGUGACUCCGAAACCUGCCCUGGGGUUAGCCCGUUCAGCUGCGGCAGUGAGUUGGGGGAAAGGAGGUAGCCGGGGCUCCUUUGCUUCAAGCCUGAAUCCUGUGCCCCUGGCUUUUGCUAGAGCACCUCUGCAGUCUGGGUUUGAGGAAGGAGAAGCAAAGCAUUGAGCAGUCCCUUCACUGCCAACUGGGAGAAGGCAAGGAGCCCCAGGGGUCACCCCAAGGCGGUAUAGCUCUGGGCAGGGGAGACCAUGGCCCGCCUCUUCAGUCCCCGGCCGCCUCCCAGCGAAGACCUCUUCUACGAGACCUACUACAGCCUGAGCCAGCAGUACCCACUGCUGCUGCUGCUGCUGGUGAUCGUGCUCGUCGGGCUCCUGGCGCUGCUCGCUGUUGCCUGGGCCAGCGGCAGGGAGCUGGCCUCAGACCCGGGCUUCCUGACCACUAUGCUGUGCGGGCUGGGCGGCUUCUCGCUGCUGCUGAGCCUGGCUUCCCGCGAGCAGCGACUGCAGCGCUGGACGCGUCCCCUGUCGGGCCUCGUGUGGGCAGCGCUUCUCGCGCUAGGCCUCGGCUUCCUUUUCACCGGGGGCGUGGUGAGCGCCUGGGACCAGGUGUCCUUUUUCCUUUUUGUCAUCUUCACCGUGUACGCCAUGUUGCCCUUGGGCAUGCGGGACGCCGCCGCCGCGGGUCUCGCCUCUUCACUCUCACACCUGCUGGUCCUCGGGCUGUAUCUUGGGCUUCAGCCGGACUCACAGCCCGCGCUGCUGCCGCAGCUGGCGGCAAACGCGGUGUUGUUCCUGUGCGGGAACGUGGCCGGAGCAUACCACAAGGCGCUGAUGGAGCGCGCGCUGCGCGCCACGUUCCGGGAGGCGCUUAGUUCCCUGCACUCCCGCCGGAGACUCGACACCGAGAAGAAGCACCAGGAACACCUUCUCUUGUCCAUCCUUCCUGCCUACCUGGCCCGAGAGAUGAAGGCGGAGAUCAUGGCACGGCUGCAGGCUGGACAGGGGUCACGGCCAGAGAGCACCAACAACUUCCACAGCCUCUAUGUCAAGAGGCACCAGGGAGUGAGCGUGCUGUAUGCUGACAUCGUGGGCUUCACGCGGCUGGCCAGUGAGUGCUCCCCUAAGGAGUUGGUGCUCAUGCUAAACGAGCUCUUUGGCAAGUUCGACCAGAUCGCCAAGGAGCAUGAAUGCAUGCGGAUCAAGAUCCUGGGAGACUGUUACUACUGUGUCUCCGGGCUGCCGCUCUCGCUGCCAGACCACGCCAUCAACUGCGUGCGCAUGGGGCUGGACAUGUGCCGGGCCAUCAGGAAACUUCGGGCAGCCACCGGCGUGGAUAUCAACAUGCGUGUGGGUGUGCACUCGGGCAGCGUGCUCUGCGGGGUCAUCGGGCUGCAGAAGUGGCAGUAUGAUGUCUGGUCCCAUGACGUCACUCUGGCCAACCACAUGGAGGCGAGUGGAGUGCCAGGACGAGUACAUAUCACAGGGGCUACGCUGGCACUGCUGGCAGGGGCUUAUGCUGUGGAGGAUGCAGCCAUGGAACACGGGGACCCAUACCUUCGGGAGCUAGGGGAGCCGACCUACCUUGUCAUCGAUCCCCGGGCUGAGGAGGAGGACGAGAAGGGCACUGCAGGCAGGUUGCUGUCCUCUCUUGAGGGCCCCAAGAUGCGUCCGUCACUGCUGAUGACCCGCUACCUGGAGUCCUGGGGUGCGGCCAAGCCUUUCGCCCACCUGAGCCACGUGGAGAGCCCCGUGUCCACCUCCACCCCUCUCCCGGUUUUGGUUUGGGGGAUGAGGUGGCCCCCUGUGACCCUGCUUCCUUCACAUGAGCCAGGCGAGUGGGGAAGGACGGUCACCACACAUCUUCACCCCCUUCCUUGGCGCUUGUCUUCACCUGCUCGCGUGCUCCUUCUCACAUCUCUGCACACACUGCGUAUUCCUUUCGGUGCAGAAGAGAGUGACUGUAACCAGGAGAAGGCCCUGUCUUCCUUCAGCCCCCAGUGGAGCCUGGACCGGAGCCGUACCCCCCGGGGACUAGAUGAUGAACUAGACACCGGGGAUGCCAAGUUCUUCCAAGUCAUCGAACAGCUCAACUCUCAGAAACAGUGGAAACAGUCAGAGGACUUCAACCCAUGGACACUGUACUUCCGAGAGAAGGAGAUGGAGAAAGAGUAUCGGCUCUCUGCACUCCCCGCCUUCAAAUACUAUGCCGCCUGCACCUUCCUGGUUUUUUUCUCCAACUUCAUUAUCCAGAUGCUGGUGACAAACAGGCCCCCAGCUCUGACCAUCACCUAUAGCAUCACCUUCCUCCUCUUCUUCCUCCUCCUCUUCGUCUGCUUCUCAGAGCACCUGACGAAGUGUGUCUUGAAAGGCCCCAAGAUGCUGCACUGGCUGCCCACACUGUCUGUCCUAGUGGCCACACGGCCCGGACUGCGAGUUGCCCUGGGCACCGCUACCAUCCUGCUCGUCUUCUCCAUGGCCAUUACCAGCCUGGUCUUCUUACCGGCAGCAUCAAACUGCCCUUUCCGGGCUCCCAAUGUGUCCUUCACGGCUUCCAACCUCUCCUGGGAGCUCCCUGGGUCCCUGCCUCUCAUCAGCGUCCCCUACUCCGUGCACUGCUGCGUGCUGGGGUUCCUCUCCUGCUCCCUCUUCCUGCACAUGAGCUUCGAGCUGAAGCUGCUGCUGCUGCUGCUGUGGCUGGCAGCCUGCUGCUCCCUCUUCCUGCACUCCCACGCCUGGCUGUCUGACUGUCUCAUCGCCCGCCUCUAUCUGGGUGCCUUGGACUCCAGCCUCCUCAGGCCAGGGGUGCUGAAGGAGCCUAAACUGAUGGGAGCAAUCUCCUUCUUCAUCUUCUUCUUCACCCUCCUGGUCCUGGCUCGGCAGAAUGAGUAUUACUGCCGCCUGGACUUCCUGUGGAAGAAAAAGCUGAGGCAAGAGCAGGAGGAGACAGAGACGAUGGAAAACCUGACUCGGCUGCUCUUGGAGAAUGUGCUCCCCGCGCACGUAGCCCCCCAGUUCAUCGGCCAGAAUCGGCGCAACGAGGACCUCUACCACCAGUCCUACGAGUGUGUUUGUGUCCUCUUCGCCUCAGUCCCAGACUUCAAGGAGUUUUACUCUGAAUCCAGCAUCAACCAUGAGGGGCUAGAGUGUCUGCGGCUGCUCAAUGAGAUAAUUGCUGAUUUUGAUGAGCUGCUCUCCAAGCCCAAGUUCAGUGGGGUGGAGAAAAUCAAAACUAUCUGCAGCACCUACAUGGCAGCUACAGGCUUGAACGCCACCUCUGGACAGGACGCACAGCAGGAUGCCGAGCAAAGCUGCAGCCACCUUGGCACCAUGGUAGAGUUUGCCGUGGCCCUUGGGUCUAAGCUGGACGUCAUCAACAAGCACUCAUUCAACAACUUCCGCUUGCGUGUGGGGUUAAACCAUGGACCUGUAGUGGCCGGAGUGAUUGGUGCCCAGAAACCACAAUAUGACAUCUGGGGCAACACGGUGAACGUGGCCAGCCGAAUGGAGAGUACAGGCGUCCUGGGCAAGAUCCAAGUGACCGAAGAAACAGCCUGCGCCCUGCAGUCCUUAGGCUACACCUGCUACAGCCGGGGCAUCAUCAAGGUCAAAGGCAAAGGGCAGCUCUGCACCUACUUCCUGAACACAGAUUUGACACGAACUGGACCUCCCUCGGGCACCCUAGGCUGAGAACCCCACCCCCUCCUCCCACCUAUAAGAUCCUCAAUAAAGAUACUCUGGUAU
Globicephala melas (long-finned pilot whale) is the source of this 4745-nucleotide messenger RNA. RefSeq names its product adenylate cyclase 4 (gene ADCY4). Gene Ontology annotation, cellular component: plasma membrane. The record is from RefSeq and is a predicted model, not a curated record. Gene Ontology annotation, molecular function: adenylate cyclase activity. Lineage: Eukaryota; Metazoa; Chordata; Mammalia; Artiodactyla; Delphinidae. Gene Ontology annotation, biological process: intracellular signal transduction; cAMP biosynthetic process; adenylate cyclase-inhibiting G protein-coupled receptor signaling pathway.